Messenger RNA from Amphimedon queenslandica, 1084 nucleotides. RefSeq names its product galactosylgalactosylxylosylprotein 3-beta-glucuronosyltransferase 2-like. The record is from RefSeq and is a predicted model, not a curated record. Gene Ontology annotation, molecular function: galactosylgalactosylxylosylprotein 3-beta-glucuronosyltransferase activity. The transcript has 5 exons. Gene Ontology annotation, cellular component: Golgi membrane. Gene Ontology annotation, biological process: chondroitin sulfate proteoglycan biosynthetic process; carbohydrate metabolic process. Lineage: Eukaryota; Metazoa; Porifera; Demospongiae; Haplosclerida; Niphatidae. Bases 17 to 1024 code for a protein of 335 amino acids.
UCCGCCUCUUUAAUGGAUGGAGAUGACUGAAGGAAAAAUAAAAUGGGUCUUCUUUCUUUUCUCUUUUAGUAUGUUCACCUUUUGUCUAGGAUGGUGGCUGCACACUUGUGAAAGUUUGUGUAGCAAAGAAUGUUUUCUGGGGAGCCCCGACAAUAGCUUCACUACCGCCCAAGAUUUCCAAUUUAAUACACACGACACAAUCCCAGCAGCAACCUCGGGAGCGACUGAAGACAGUAGUGAUUCUGUUUCUCCUGCAACUGAUCCAUUUAAUUCAACUCUUCCAACUAUAUUCAUGAUUACACCUACAUAUGCAAGAGCGACACAAAAGGCAGACCUCACUCGUCUCUGUCAGACACUGAUGCACGUUAGAAACCUUCACUGGAUCAUUAUAGAGGACUCAGAUUCAGAGACCCCUCUGGUAACAAGGUUUCUAAAGCGCUGUCGAGUCAAGAGCUCUCAGUUGAAUCGUAAAACCUCGUCAAAGCUACAGCCGCCAAAAGUGAGUGCUAAAGGACACAAGAACAGAGGAGCAGAGCAGAGGAACGUAGGCCUGGACUGGCUAAGAGAGAAUUAUAAACCAGGAGACGUGACAGGUGUAGUGUACUUUGGAGAUGAUGACAAUACUUAUGACAUUCAGCUGUUUGAAGAGAUGAGGUAUACAAAUAAAGUAUCAAUAUGGCCGGUUGGUUUAGCCGGUGGUCUCAAAGCAGAAGGACCAAUCUGUGAGAAUGGCAGAGUUAAAAAAUGGCACGUUGGUUGGUCUCCUGGUCGCAAAUUCCCCGUCGAUAUGGCAGCGUUUGCUGUUAAUUUGGACAUCAUUCUUACUAACAGUAAAGCCAGGCUCAAUCCUUUUGGUCCAGGGGGUCAUUUAGAGCCAGAAUUUCUCUCAGCCAUAACUACUGUACCUGAACUUGAAGCUAAAGCCGAUGACUGCACUAAAGUUUAUGUGUGGCAUACACAAACAGGUAGACCAAGUUUACGCUAUGAAGAUAAGAUACCGACUUUAAUCGAAACUAAAAAAUGAUUUUAAGAUCUUAUUACUCACUAUUAAUUUUAUGCAAUUCUAUCGUUAUACAUUUUAAUA